This is a messenger RNA of Penicillium oxalicum, 1191 nucleotides long. RefSeq names its product cAMP-dependent protein kinase. NCBI's taxonomy places the organism in Eukaryota, Fungi, Ascomycota, Eurotiomycetes, Eurotiales, Aspergillaceae. Gene Ontology annotation, cellular component: cAMP-dependent protein kinase complex; nucleus. The transcript is spliced from 4 exons. Gene Ontology annotation, molecular function: ATP binding; cAMP-dependent protein kinase activity. The coding region runs from base 1 to 1191 and encodes 396 amino acids. Gene Ontology annotation, biological process: peptidyl-serine phosphorylation. The record is from RefSeq and is a predicted model, not a curated record.
AUGACGACGGGAACUGUCAAACCUUCGGCGUCAAAUGAGCCGCAGGGCAGUUCGCCCGCUCACAAGCACCACAUGAUGCGCGCCCAUGACCUUCUCGAGAAGGAGAGACAUCUCAUCCAUUCGAUCCGUCGCGCCGCCCCACACCGAUCUGCGAACCCUUUCGUCGUCAGCGAGCGCCAGGGCGAGAGACAACUCUGUAUUUCCUCCAAGACCUUAAGUGCCGACGACUUUCACUUGAUCAAGACUCUGGGGACUGGGACCUUUGCCCGAGUAUGGCUCACGCGCUUCAAGGACGAGACGGACACGAACAAAGUUUAUGCGCUGAAGAUUCUGCGCAAGGGUGACGUGAUCAAAUUGAAGCAGGUCGAGCAUGUGCGCAACGAACGCAAAACCCUGGCCGCGGUCGUUGGACAUCCUUUCAUCACGAAUCUCGUCGCGUCCUUCUCGGAUGAGCAGAAUCUCUACAUGUUGCUGGACUACUGUCCGGGUGGCGAGAUUUUCACUUAUUUGCGCCGGUCGAAACGAUUCGAUGAAGAGACAUCGCAAUUCUAUGCCGCAGAAAUCACGAUGACUAUUGAAUUUCUUCACGACAUUCAUGGCGUGGCGUACCGUGACUUGAAGCCCGAGAACAUUCUUAUUGACGCCGAGGGUCACAUCAAGCUGGUCGAUUUUGGAUUUGCCAAAACGGUCGAGAACCGCGAGACAUACACCUUAUGCGGCACCCCCGAAUACCUAGCUCCCGAAGUCAUCCACAACAGCGGACAUGGCCUCGCCGUUGACUGGUGGGCGCUCGGAAUCUUGAUCUACGAAUUCCUUGUCGGACAACCUCCAUUUUGGGAUCAAAACCCCAUGCGCAUCUACGAGCAAAUCGUCGAUGGGUACAUCAAUUUCCCACCGGAGAUGCCUCCAGCCGCGCAAAACAUUGUUUCGCUCCUGUGCAAGACCAAUCCUUCCGAAAGACUGGGCCAUAUCUCGGGCGGCUCGACUCGGGUCAAAUCUCACCCCUUCUUUGGACAAAUUGCCUGGGAUGAUUUGUUCUACCGUCGUGUCAAGGGCCCAAUCAUCCCCCGACUGGCCCACGCAGCGGACGCGAGCAACUUUGAAGAGUACCCAGACUCUGAUAACCGUAACCAGAAUCUCUACACUGAUGACUUGAAGAAGAAAUACGAGCCACUUUUCAGUGAUUUUUGA